AUGAAGGAGUUUAGCUGUUGGCUGAGGAUGUGCUGCGCUAAAGAACAGGACGAGGAGGUGCAGGAAAACGGAGGUGAUGAUGAGAAGAGCUUGAAAAGCAGAAGAAGUUGGACGUCCCUUCCUGCUGAGGCAGAUCUGGACCAGUCCCACUCAUCUGUCUCUGGGCCUCAGCCUCACUGGUUCCACACUCUGCAGGUUAGACGAUUCCCACGAGGACGCAGCAACAGCGACCACCUGAGAACAACGAGCGUGCAGGAGCUGUUCACCCGGAAAGCGGGUCUGGAGUUUGGAGCUGCUCAGUCGUACCUGAGUCUGGAGAAGCUGGGAGAAGGAGCAUUCGCCUCUGUCUACAAAGGUGUCAGCAGGAUAAAUGGGCAGCUGGUGGCUCUGAAGGUGAUUCGUAUGAGAACUGACGAAGGAAUCCCAUUCACCGCCAUCAGAGAAGUUUCUCUGCUCAAACGCCUGAAACACGCCAACAUUGUUCUCCUGCAUGACAUCAUCCACACCAGUGAGACGCUUACAUUUGUCUUCCAAUAUGUGCAGACAGAUCUGGCCCAGUACAUGAUCCAGCACCCUGGAGGUCUGCACUCUCACAACGUGCGGAUCUUCAUGUUCCAGUUGCUGCGAGCGCUCAACUACAUCCACAGUCGCAGGAUCCUGCAUCGAGACCUGAAACCUCACAACCUGCUCAUCACCUAUCAAGGAGAACUGAAACUGUCGGACUUUGGUCUGGCUCGGUCCAAGUCCGUCCCUAGUCAGACAUUCUCUUCUGAAGUGGUGACGCUGGGGUACCGAGCGCCCGAUCUCCUGCUGGGAUCUACAGAUUACACUACAGCUCUGGACGUGUGGGCAGCGGGCUGUAUCUUUGUCGAGAUGCUGCAGGGGUCGCCAGCAUUUACAGAAGGUUCUGAUGAGCUGGAGCAACUGCAGAACAUCUGGAUGGUCCUGGGUGUCCCCUCUGAGGACAGCUGGCAUGGAGUCAGCCUGCUGCCUUAUUACAGGCCAGAACAGUUUCAACACUGGAGGCCAAAGCUGUUUAGAACUGUGUGGAAAAGAUUGGAACAGCUGCCUUCCAAAACUGAAGACCUGGUUCAGAAGAUUCUUGUGAUGGUUCCCUCAGAGCGGCUCUCGGCUCAGGAAGCUCUACAGCACCCAUAUUUCAGCACACUUCCUAUCUCCAUCAUGCACCUUAGAGACACUGUUUCCAUCUUUACAAUCCCUGGAGUUCAUCUCGAGACAGAGUUCAGAGAUAUGUUCAACCCAGGACAGAGGGUGAAACGAUCUCUGCUUAUGGCUGCAAAACACUGGUGA
Molecule: messenger RNA, 1311 nt
Organism: Nematolebias whitei (Rio pearlfish)
Lineage: Eukaryota; Metazoa; Chordata; Actinopteri; Cyprinodontiformes; Rivulidae
Gene: cdk15
Product: cyclin-dependent kinase 15
Exons: 13
Coding region: 1-1311 (436 amino acids)
Biological process (GO): protein phosphorylation
Cellular component (GO): nucleus; cytoplasm; cytosol
Molecular function (GO): ATP binding; cyclin-dependent protein serine/threonine kinase activity; cyclin binding
Source: RefSeq, a predicted model, not a curated record